Molecule: messenger RNA, 2472 nt
Organism: Meriones unguiculatus (Mongolian gerbil)
Lineage: Eukaryota; Metazoa; Chordata; Mammalia; Rodentia; Muridae
Product: KIAA1191 ortholog
Exons: 8
Coding region: 365-1261 (298 amino acids)
Cellular component (GO): cytoplasm
Source: RefSeq, a predicted model, not a curated record
GACCGCGGCCUGGCGGUGCUGGGGACAGCCGGAGCUCCGGGACGGCGCGGCCUGGGGGCCGAGGGGGGGCCUCGGUCCACCCUAGCGGGGUUGUAGGGUCCCCGGGAAGGUCCCCCAGGGAGACUCCAACACCCGCUUGCCGCGAACCUGCCGACUUAGCGUUAAGGAGCGGGACCAUGGAAGGCUCUGGCCAGGCUUUACUCGUCCCAGAGGCUUUGUUUUGUACCUCCUGAAGGAGAGUGGUGGGCUUGGGGUCGCUAAGGGAGAGGGGAAGGACGAGGCUUGCGGAGGACCUCUGGACCGCGGUGGCAGGUACUCAGCUCCAAAUUCCGUAUAGAAGGAACACCUGGACCCCAGCCUAUCAAUGGCGUCAAGACCACCAGAAGUACCUGCUCUUGCCCCCAGUGGGCCUCUAGGCAAGAUGUCCCUGCCCAUCGGGAUGUGCCGCCGGGCAUUCAGCUAUGAUGAUGCCCUGGAGGACCCUGCACCCAUGACUCCUCCUCCAUCGGACAUGGGCAGCAUCCCUUGGAAGCCAGUGAUUCCAGAGCGCAAGUAUCAGCGUCUUGACAAGACAGAGGAAGGCGCGGCCAGUCUCUCUUCCCUUGCUGUGACUCCAUCAACAGCCACUGACAGUGCAGACAAGGCGCCUGUGGUGAAGGCUAAAGCUACCCAUGUCAUCAUGAAUUCCCUGAUCACAAAACAGACUCAGGAGAGCAUCCAGCGUUUUGAGCAACAGGCGGGCCUGAGAGAUGCUGGCUACACACCCCAUAAGGGCCUCACCACGGAGGAGACCAAGUACCUCCGAGUGGCAGAAGCCCUCCAUAAACUGAAGCUGCAGAGUGGAGAGACAACAAAAGAAGAGAAGCACCCUGCUUCAGCCCAGUCCAGCCCCAGCAGCACCCCUCACUCAUCCCCUAAGCAGAUGUCCAGAGGCUGGCUCCCCUCUGGCUCCUCCACAGCCUUACCUGCUCCGGAUCCUGGCAGUGGAAAUGAUAGGAACUCAGCAGACAAAUGGAGCCUCUUUGGACCGAGACCCCUGCAGAAGUCUGAUUCUGGUUUUGCCAUCCAGGCUUACAAAGGUGCACCGAAACCCUCUCCUAUGGAGCUCAUGCGUGCCCAGGCCACACGAGUAGGUGAAGAUCCAGCAACCUUCAGGCCGCCUAAGAUGGACGUCCCAAUGAUAGAAGGGAAGAAACAACCAACUGGAACCCAUACUAUCAAGCCCCGUGACCUGAAUGUCCUCACUCCCACUGGCUUCUAGAAUUCUCUGUCCUUUCCCUGGGCUCUGACAUAGGAGUGACAUGGUUAACUGAGGCCUAUUGACAUUGUGCAGUUUGUCCCUGUGUGAGAGGAACCAUUUUGCACUGCUUUCAGGUUGGUGGAAAAUGUCAGAAGUGGAGAGUGGAGAACCUAUUUUUUUUAAAUCAUUUGUCCUAGAGAGGGACUCUGAUCCUUGCUUUCCUAGGUAAAUGGUGCGCUUUUAAAACUAAGGCCUCUUGAUUCUUUUUCCAUGAUCAAUAUGAGCGGCAACAAGUCAUGACAGACGUGCCCACCAGCUAGUGUGGACAGCCUGUGGCCUCCUGGCCUGCUUAGCCUUGUGCCUGGGCCUGGACUUGUCUGAGAGCUGCGUACAGCUCACACCUACGCUUGGCAGGACCCUGGUCUCUAAGCUCAACUACAGGGUAUGUAGCCCUGUCUGUCCUGGAGCUAGCUCUGUAGACAAGGCUGGCCUCUGCCUCCAGAGUGCUGGAUUAAAGGCAGGUAUCACCGCUGAUCAGCUUAGGUGAUCAACUUUGUUGAUUAGUCACUGCACCACUUUUUUGUCCGCAUGAGCUCUUAUCUGGUGUGUCAGAACAGUAGUACCCACAGCCCCUUUUCUUUUGCACUUUAAUAUGAAAUUAGCUCCUGAUUAAGUCUACUGGUUUCAUAUUGGUUCCUCUCCCCCCCCCUUUCCAUUACUGGCCUUGCUCAUGCUAGGAAAGUGCUCUACCACAGAGCUUCACCCCUAGUGUGCUCUCUUAGUUGUGUGUGUUUUGGUUUUUGAGAUGGUCUCACUAUGUAGUCCUGGCUAGCUCAGAGAUCUACCUGCUUCUGCCUCCCAGUGCUGGGAUUAAAGGCGUGUACCACCACUCCCAGUUAAGCCUGUGUUUCAGUAAAGAAGUAGACACAACUGGCUUAUCGUCUGCAGGUUCUCAUGAGCUUGGUGUCAUCUUAUUCUAUUAAUUUUGAGGCCAUUUUCUACCAAGUUAGCCUCAUAUGUUCAGUAACGUCUUACAGAGGAAAGGAUGCAAGGAAAUGCUCUUCCCUUUGUCCUCAUUGUCCACAGGGUCCCAUUGCUAGAUCACUUAGAUAGCAGUUUGUUUACAUAAUGAGCUAACCUCACAGAGAAGCCCUGGAGUCUAAGAUUGCUGUAAAAUUAAUUUAUUUAUGUUAUCUUGUAUUGACAAUAAAAAUCUUUACUACUUUCUCAAA